Messenger RNA from Episyrphus balteatus (marmalade hoverfly), 2224 nucleotides. RefSeq lists its product as uncharacterized. The record is from RefSeq and is a predicted model, not a curated record. Lineage: Eukaryota; Metazoa; Arthropoda; Insecta; Diptera; Syrphidae. Bases 723 to 2087 code for a protein of 454 amino acids. The transcript has 5 exons.
UGAAACUCUUGUACUAAUCGGUCGUAUAUAAGAGCUACAGAAAAAAUUUAAAGCUUUAAACCAAUUUAACUAUUUUAUUAUCCAAGGAUUUUGUUUUUUAGAUUAACCACAUAAGUUGAAAUAUCAUUUAUUGAUUUAAUGAUGUGGUUUCCAAGUUCGAUCGUCAAUAAAUCAGUUUGUCAUCAUUCAUCGUCAUCACCAUAAAAUGUUGAAAUAUAAAAAACUGUCAAUAUUGCUUUAUGUCGUGUUACAAUCGAGAGACAAUAGUCAAGUGGAUAUACCCUUCACAAUAAAUUGUUUGAGAUACAAUUUGCUAUCUUAUCAUUAAAAAAUACAUUUGUUUAUUGUUUAACCUUUUUUUUUUUGUCAAAAUAAACGGCAUGUAAUUGGCAAGACGCACGCGAUACGCUUUUGUAUGAGAGGAGUAUCUUUUGCUGACGGAACAAAAAAUAGCAGUUACCGAUCUACCAUCGCUCAAGCAAAGUGAUUGCUUCGAUAAACGGUUGGUGAUAAAACAUAAUACGCGCAUUUGAGAUACUCGCACAACCGGAAUACUAAUCAAUUCGCAAACUGCUUUUUCGAUUUUUAUUAUAUUUUAUGAGAUUGUUUGAAAAAAAAGUAGUUCAAACUUCAAAGUGAAAGAUUCAAAUCAGCUUUUAAAGCUGAAGUUCAAUUUUUAUUUCAUUCAAUUAAUAUACUCGUAAAAAAAGAGUUCCGACGAAAUGUACUCUCGAGUGUUAUGUGCUGUUGUCAUUUUAAGUGUGCCGCUGGCAAAUUGCUUAAAAAAUACAACCAAUUUUACUGCCACCAUUAUUGAUGAGGUACAACGUCCACAACUUAGCACUUUAGAUAAAUAUCUGAGAUCACAAAAAUCGUUUGCGAUUGUAAAUGGUAUCAGUAGGAGUAGUGAUGAUUCAGUGAGUGAAAAUCCUGGAUUACAAAUUGUUACAUCAAACAAUUAUCCUUUGCCAUAUCCUGUGCCGAAAAUUGUCAAACAACGUAUAUCCGUAAACAAUGCUAACGGCCUGGACAUCAUUGUCACUGAUUUGGAUAUUGAUCCAACAUCUGACUACAUAUCUCUGACACCAAUUAAUGCAGAUGGAAGUGAAAGCCGUCCAAUCAUCUUAACUGGCAAACUAAAAGAACCUUUAAACAUUCGAUCUUUGGGUUUUACCCGAGCAAAUUUAAUCUUCGAAGCUAGAACAGUCGAAGGACAUGCGUACCGAGGUUUUUCACUUAGUUAUGCUCCGUAUGGAGAAAUUCGUUCACCAACUACCCAGCCACCUGAUUACACCUUAUCCUAUGAUCAGUUGCAAACUUCGAGUAGACUUUUGGUAGUUGAUAGAAAUGAGCAAAUCCAAACAACUUGGAAUAAACUAAAAGAAUUAUUGGCAAAAUCUGCAAAUUCUUACAUCGAAGCUGAGAAAUUGACUUUAGAGAAAGCUACACCAGAGAAUGUCACUCUUACCAGAGUGGCAGAAUGUUUUGAAAGUUGGCCAAAUUCUGAGAAUUGCAUUGAACUUGAAUAUGCAAUCACACUUUAUAAUGAUUCAAGUCUAACUCCAAUGGUUGUUGAUCCAUUUCUUGAAGAUCUAACACCUCGUGAGGUAGCCGGAUUGAGUGAUCUUCAAUUGGAAUUGAUGUGGGAUAAGUUUGGUCGUGCUGCAUUUCAAGAAAGUGGAAUCCAAGAGUAUGUACUACCAGACACUCGAUCACGAAUACUCACAUGGGUGGGUAUUGCAAUUGGAGUGUGUGUUUUGAUGUUUUUGGUGCUGGUCGGAGUAUUUCGAUCUCCAGCAUUUAGAGAUCGGUGGGUGGAAGAUGAUGAAGUUGCUAUAAAACCUAAAGAAGAAACAAACAAGGAAUCAACUGUCGACAUAACAAUGUAUCCCUCGCCAGAUCAAAUUAUUCCAGAAAUGUAUCCAGGCUAUCAAAGUGGCGGCGUUGCCAACACCCACAAUCGGCCAAACACGUUUGAUACAAUAAAUGAAGAAAAUAAGGAAGAUGAAGAUACAAAAAACAAUAACAAAAUUGGGAUCAACAAAUCUACAUCAGUGCAUCAAUCAAAUCCAGAUAACUCUGUGUAAAUUGUCAAACCAAACCGAAAGGAUACAAAGCCAGGAUUUAAGGAGUACCAAAUAUUAUUUAUAAAAUAAGAUAAAAUUAUGUGAUACAAAUAAAUAUAAAUAUAUUUCGAUUUUAUAUAAUAUAAAAAAAAAAAAUA